AUGGUUUCAGUUCCAACUGGGUUAGUUUUACUUUGCUAAUAAUGACCAUCAAAAACUUUCACAUUGAAUAUGAUGCCGUCAACAGCAGGAAUACUUUUACAAACGGAGAUACCAUUAACGGAAGGAUCAUCCUGGAAACUGACAAGGAAACAAAAAUCCAAUCGCUUGGUUUUCAAGCAAAAGGGAAAGCUCGAGUUUGCUGGUCUGAAAAUCAUGGAGAAGGCCAUACUCAUUUUUACUGGUCUGAAGAGAAAUAUUAUAGUAUCAARCAAUUAAUCUUGAGGGAAGCGAGACAAGAUGGAAGCGAAAUAAUUGGAAAGGGAAGGCAUGUGUUUCCUUUCAGCUUUAAGAUACCCGACAGAAAAAUGCCAUCAUCUUUUCACUCAACUGUUGGCACAAUUGUUCAUAAGAUGAAGGCAGAGCUUAAACAGUCAAUGAAGCUGACAAAAAAAACUAAAGUUCCCUUCAUCUUUGUGUCCAAARCAGACAGGGAUAUGUCAGAACUUAUGGUUCCUCUGCAGGGGUCCAAGGAUAAAAGCAUUGCCUUUGGUUCUGGAAAUGUUUCAUUUGAUGCUCAUAUUAAGAAGAUUGGAUACAAACCUGGUGAACCCAUCAACAUCACAAUAAAGAUCAACAAUCGUUCAAAUCGUUCAGUGAAACCCAAAAUUGAGCUGUAUGAGAAGAGGAGCUUCUUUGCUCAGGGUCAUAGGAAACUUGAGACACAUAAGAUCUUGAAGGGAAAAGAUGAUGCUGUGGAUUCAUCCUCUGGCAAAAAGACUGUGAAAAAAGUGAUCACGGUCCCAGGAGGAUUGCCCCCGUCCAUUUUGAACUGUUCCAUCAUAAAGCUGGAGUACAGGCUCAGGGUUUAUCUGGAUAUUAAAUUUGCAGCAGACCCACACGUCAAAUUCCCUAUCGUCAUCCUACCUGAGCAGACAUCUGAAAGACAUUUACCUCCUUCUGGUAACUUUGGAUUUGAAACUCUUGGAAAUCCAAAUCAUCCAACUUGGAGCACCACACCACAAGAUAUGGAUCUGCCUCCUUCUUAUGAAGAAUCUGCAAUGUGCCCUCCAUGUCCUUCUGCACAGUUUAGGACUACACUGUGAAUUUCUGCAUCAGAAGGGAAUAUCGGACUCGCUACAUGGAAACCUGUAAACUGUCAUAUUUUUAAUCCUCAACAAAAUCUAUGUGGUGAUCAGAAGCUGGACUAGUAUAAAAACUUGACAAUCAACUGUGUGUUUGGAACAUCAAGGAUACAAUCAGCCAUCAACCACCUUGUUUUCACAGCAAGCAAAUACAUUGCAUCUGAAAGUUCACAAUUCAGACUUUGAUGUUAUUUUCGUUUUCUGUAUACACCUUUGACCUCAGGUCUAAAUGACCCGGCUUCACUAAACCCCCAAUAUAAAUAGCUUAACUGAAUUUUAAUUCUAAAAAUUCAUUUUUUUUCCUUAAAGGACAACUUGCCAUUCACCACAAAUUGAGUGAAUGCCUGAAUUUUUCUUUUCACAUGACAGAAAGACAGCAUUUAUUCAGGCAAUACGACUUGUUUCUAUAACAUUGUUGUAUUUUUUUUUUUUGUAUAGGGAGUUAUUUUGUGUGGAGGGUGAGCAAUAUUUGCAUAUCGUCGAAGUAGAAGAAAUAUGGAUUGUAUUCUUCCCCAACUUGYUCUUCUGAAUCAGAGUUGUCUUGCUAAUCAUUUAAAAAAUCUUUUCUAGAACCUGUUCAGCAGUGAAAUGCACUCUCAUAGCUGCACCAGAGAAGAUAGUGUCAUCUGCAGCACCGCUCUGAACUACCUCAAAGACAAUAUUGUUACAUUUAGAUCACAAGAAUCUAUAGGUUUCCACACUGCUUUCCUGCUUUUUCUGUCCUCUGUAGGAUGUCAAAAAUAUACACAGACCAGGUGGCAAUUUUGUUAUAUUUUGAUCACAAGAACUUGUACUUUCUCGCACUGCUUUCCCAUUCUUUUUGUCCUCUGUAGAAUGGAAAAAAGGCACUUACACUGGCAGUGGCAAUAUUGUUAGAAUUUSAUCAAGAGUUUCUAUAUGUUCCCGCAAUUCUAGUCACCCUCAUAGUUUUACACCUUGAGUCCCAAAUCCAAGCAAUGURCAGGCAGAACAUUCUGUCUUGUYUUGUUUUGUUUUUGUUACUGAUAARUCUUAGAUAGAACUAAGGUAUUUUCACAUCUUCUGAUAUGUAAUCGACYCUGUGAUUGGGAUUUCAAUGCAAAAUGACUUUCAGGUCAAAAUGACCCAAACACAAUACUUGUAACUUUUUUGUACAACUCAUCAAGUUUCAAGUUGAAAAAAUAUAAUCGAUUUUUUUCUUYUGUUUUUAAACUCUGUUUUGGAUCAUUUUGACCCGAAGACAACAGGAAGGUUGAAGUCUUGUUUGCAGUCUAAUAUGUUUUGGUAAACAAAUGUUUGUAGUACAGUGGGCCAAGACUGAUGUAAGUAACAAAGUGCUGGUGCCUAAGGAAUCAGACUUUCAUUUUCUGUGAGUAAUAUGGCUUCAAUAGAGUUGGGUGUUCUCCAACUGGCCUACCACAUCCACAGGGAGGCGCAGAGAUGGACUGUAAUGUGAACCGGGUGUCAGUCAAAGGCAGUCUGGUCCACAGCUGCUGAAACCAGUGCUACAGGAUGUUGCACAAUCACAGGCUGGAGUGAGCUGCGCUUUUCUAGGAUCAGUGAAUAAGAUGAGUAAGGUGAAUAUGUUGGUUCUGGAUAAMUUCGCCACAGAACCAUAUAGGAGACAAAACACACUGUUCAGAUUCAUUUUAGAUGGACAUCAGUUUUUUUGAACUGGGACUGGAUUCUGUCAUCAGUGCUGUAUGUGAGUGUGCAAAUAUUCUGCAUGGCUCUGAUUUAAAAAGAAAGUAGCUAACAUAUGCAGUGCUUUUUUUGCUUUACUUUCUUUUCAUCAAAAGUAACUUUAUAAAUGUAAUAUAUUUAAAUCACUGUAUUGAACACAGUUAUGUAUAGGAGUUUGAAGUGAUUAAUAGUGAUUUUGCAUUGCUUUAAAUGGUGUUCACUGAAAAUAAAAAUAACUUGCGUACAUGUA
Messenger RNA from Austrofundulus limnaeus, 3054 nucleotides. RefSeq names its product arrestin domain-containing protein 3. The coding region runs from base 42 to 1103 and encodes 353 amino acids. NCBI's taxonomy places the organism in Eukaryota, Metazoa, Chordata, Actinopteri, Cyprinodontiformes, Rivulidae. The transcript is spliced from 6 exons. The record is from RefSeq and is a predicted model, not a curated record. Gene Ontology annotation, biological process: protein transport. Gene Ontology annotation, cellular component: cytoplasm; plasma membrane.